Molecule: messenger RNA, 1338 nt
Organism: Pseudomyrmex gracilis
Lineage: Eukaryota; Metazoa; Arthropoda; Insecta; Hymenoptera; Formicidae
Gene: Sirt4
Product: NAD-dependent protein deacylase Sirt4
Exons: 4
Coding region: 379-1332 (317 amino acids)
Molecular function (GO): NAD-dependent protein lysine deacetylase activity; NAD+ binding
Source: RefSeq, a predicted model, not a curated record
UUAAAAAGUGAUAUUGUACCGUAGUUUCUACAAUUUACUUAUAGAUGUAUGGCGCUGAAAGCAAUGGCUGAGAGCGUCCUAAGUUGUAAAGAAACUUCAAUGAGUGAGAUGACUGCUCUCAAGCUUCUCUUUGGUAGUACUUUACUAAAGAAAUUUCUUUAUAUCUUAGUAAAGUUUGGCCAUUUUCAUAUGUUUUUAUAUUAUAAUCAAAUAAUAAAUAAUAUAUAGGAAUUAUUAGAAUAAAAAGAACAUAACAGCAAAAUUCUGUGGGAAUUCGCACUUUUGUAAAGACAGUUUGAAUUUUUCAUUUCAGUAAUUUGAUAAAAGUUUGAUGAAGUUUCGCUAUUCUAGCUCCGUCAUUCUUUUUAAUGAGCAAUAAUGAGUAAUAUUUACUGUACAAAAUCAUUUGUACGCGCAACUAUUUCAUCGGUAGAAUUUGGUUCAUAUAUGUAUAAAUCAAGUCUUGCUUUUGUUCCAAAAUGCAAUCCAACAAGAACGGAAGAUGUGAUCAAACUCAAAGAAUUUAUUGACAGAAACAAUCGCCUGUGCGUGCUAACUGGAGCAGGAAUAUCCACAGAAAGUGGUAUUCCUGAUUACAGAUCAGAAGAAGUUGGUCUUUAUGCCCGAAGUAAUCAUAAGCCAGUUUUUUAUCAAGAAUUUUGCAGGAGUGAAGCAAGUAGAAAACGAUACUGGGCUAGAAAUUAUGUUGGUUGGCCAAGGUUUUCAUCUCUCAAACCAAAUGUUACACAUAAAAUAUUAAAAGAGUUAGAAGAUAUUGGAAAGAUACGGUGUUUUAUUACACAGAAUGUUGAUAACUUACACUCAAAAGCGGGAAGUAAAAAUGUGAUAGAGCUACAUGGAACAUCAUUCAGAGUGAUGUGUCUCAAUUGUGAUCAUAAAAUAUGCAGAUAUGAACUUCAACAGAUUUUUCAGAAAUUGAAUCCAUCAAUGACUGCAACUACUCAAAUGAUAAGACCUGAUGGAGAUGUAGAGUUACUACAGACACAAGUGGAAGAUUUUAAAGUUCCCGCUUGUGGUAAUUGCAAUGGAAUUUUGAAACCUGAUAUUGUAUUUUUUGGCGACAACGUACCACAUGACGUGGUACAAGAUGUACAAGCCAAUGUGGAAGCUUCAGAUGCUUUGUUAAUUUUGGGGACAACUCUUACCACAUUCUCUGCAUACAGAAUUGUGCUGCAAGCAGUUGAUGCAAAAAAGCCAGUAGCAAUAGUGAAUAUUGGCAAAACUAGAGCUGACGAAUUAGUAAAUUUAAGAAUAGAAGGAAGAUGUGGAGAUGUUCUAUCAAAAGUUUGGCAGCUCAGUUUUAGCAGAUGAUGUUAA